UCAUCAUCAUGCCUCGAGGAUUCCUGGUGAAGAGGACCCGGCGAUGUUCGGUGUCUUAUCGACCGCGAAAUAGCAUGAAGGUGGCCACGCGUGAUGAUGACCAGAACCACCGCGCGGAGACCGAGGCGAGCGAGCGCGAGCCCGCCAAGGACAACGACGUGUGGGGCGUCCCGAGCCCCGACGUCGCGCCCCCGCCGGCCCCCCGCGAGGAUUCCACCGGCGUCACCGACGUGUGGAACCUUCAACUGGAGUCCGCUCAGGAGGCGGAGGCAGAGCGACGCGCGCAGUUGCCAGACUCCCAAGUGGACCUCGUGAGCCCCGCGGGGAACUUCUCGUGCUUCUUCCCACUUGCCCCUCAAUUCGUCGUUUCCCGCAGCUCCAGACUAGUGGAACCGCACGGCGACGGACACAACAAAGCGCUAUUGACCGAGACGCGCUCGUCCUCAUCCCCGGACACCGAGUUGCCGUUUCUUGUGAGUUCAACGCCGGCGUCCAUACGAGUAGCAACCGGCAAUACGCACUUUUCGUCGUACGGUCCCAAUCCCAAAUACCAGGCCGACAUGGGUCACUUGUUCCCGCCGCUAAUUAGUCACCAACAGCACUCAGUCGCGAGAAAACGGAACAGAGCCAAAGCCAAAGGGAACCGGAAGCUUCCUUUCGAGGACGAAGUCACCACCUCUCCGGUUUUGGGGCUGCGCAUCAAGAAGGAGAGCCCAGAAACGACGAGGCGACAACAGUCGUCCGGAAGUCAGCCGCUGGGGGAGUUCAUCUGCCAAUUGUGUAAGGAGCAGUACGCCGACCCCCUGUCCCUGGCCCAGCACAAGUGCUCCCGUAUCGUACGCGUCGAGUACCGCUGCCCCGAGUGCGACAAAGUGUUCAGCUGUCCCGCCAAUCUGGCCUCGCAUCGCCGCUGGCACAAGCCGCGUCCGACUGCGGUCGCGGGCCGGCCCACGGCGGGGAGCCAGCUUCAGGUGGACGGAAAGGAGAACGAGCUGCUAACCCCCGACUCCUCCUCACCGCAGUUCCCGCACGACACCCCCGCGCCGGGUGUGCUUCUGUUCAACGGGAACUCGUACGAGCCUCGGUCGCUCGCGCGGGAGGAAGAAGAGGACGCGGAGGUGUACGACUGCCGCUACUGCGGCAAGAAGUUCCGCCGACAAGCUUACCUGAAGAAGCACAUGGCGGGGCACCAAAUGGCAACGGGAUCGCCGCCGCCGCCGCCAACUUCAAGUCGCCACGCCGUGUUCGUGUGUCACCUAUGCGGGGCCCGCUUCCCGUCGGCCGAUAUACGGGACAAGCACCGGGUGUGGCACGCCGUCAGGGACGAGCUCCUGCAAGGAGGUGCAGGUGGCGGCCGCGGGUUCAGGGCGGAGGGCUACGGCGCGGCCAGGGAGUACGAGCAGCAACUGUUAACGUGCAAACACUGCCCGGCCACCUUCGUCAGUUCUCCGGGGCUGGCGAGGCACGUGAACAAGUCUCACCCCGGAGAGAACGUCCACGUUAUCAUGCACAUGGCAGUCACUCACUGACACGACGGAUGCAACAUUAGCUACACAUAAUUUAAACGUCUCAUCCAAUUAAUAAAUGCAGUAAAUACAAUUUAAAAAAUGCUUUCGGUAAAAUGUCCGUAUUUUCAUUAACCCAGACUCCCGCGGUGGAGAACGUUUUCAAUGAAAACCAGUUCUAACGAAGUAAUCUAAAACGUCCGAAUGCAUAAAAACGACAGUCAUUGAGCGUUCGAAAUGCCCUCGCGAUGACCUCAAUCCAAUCUCAUGUAAUAGAUCCAGGCUAAUGACUGAAAUGGCAAACUUUCCUCCAAAAACAACACCCGCGUCUCAGAUAAAGGAUAGGGAGAUGGAUAAUAUUCUCCCUUUUGAUUAAAGUGGUCGCAGAGGUACUAAUUGAACGUGUUCAUUAUUUCGGUUAGUAAUUUGUAGUCGCUUGCAUCAUUUUUGCCCCAAUCAUGCAGCUAAAUAAAGUAUAAGGAAAUUAUAGACCGAUGGAUAAGGGUACGUUUAGGUAUCCCAUAAUACGCAGGUGUACGUAAUGUUUGUCUUGCGACUGUAUUUCACAAAAGUGUUGUCCAACAACUGCACAUUUGUACAACACACAUGCACUUACAAGUUCAGCACUGAACUAUCCGAGGUGCUGAAACUGUCGCAGAGGCAGAGGAAUUUCACCACGAGAUUCAUUUGAAAAUGUAAUCGUAAAAUGAAAAGUAAAACGUCUUAACUUCAUUCAUGUCUACAUAAUCAUUACUAUCAUGGAUAGGAUUUUUGUGUAAGUUUGCAGCCAAAUAGAUUUGUAUUGGAACAAUGUUUUGUUUCACCCCUAUGACAUGAUUAGACAAUAGAUAUUCAGGUUAAUUUACUUUUACUUCACAGAACUUGCGAGGCCCACACUAUUAAUGCCUGUCGAAGAUGAUUUAUAGACUUUUUCACGAUGUGUAUAUAUAUAUAUAUAAAUCUAACCUAGGAUGGAAAUAAAUGAUUACACUAUUGCUGGAAUAUGACUUUUAUAUUAUGUGCAAAUUGACUUGAGGCAUAAAAUAUUUUCAUACAGAAACGAAAAAUGAACUAAGUCCUAUAUAGUAUAAUGUCUUAAAAGGAUGUAAACUGCUGUUGAAAUAUCUGCUGAAUUUUCAAAGCUCAAUUUGUGAUUUACUGCAGUGUGUAUAUUUUGAUAUGUUUCAUGUGACAUUGUCAAUAAAUAUCAAUGUUGAAAGAGGAUGCUUUGUUUUUUUUAAGCAAUUUUAAACAGUGAAUAUUAUCAACAGUUUAUUGUCAACAUAUCCAUGCUUUUUUUUAUGUUUACUGUAGAUGUUACACAAGCAUAGACAAAGUUUGUGACAUGUGGGCGACGAGCUGCUCACAUGAUCGAUACAUGCACUUAAUAGUAUUGUACUGACAUCAUGCAGUAGCCCAUGUAUAAUGCUGCUUACAUACAGAACAUGUGCUAAAGGAUCGUUGAAAAACACGCAAUAACCUUCUACUAAAUUUCAACCGUUUUGUUAAGGUCUGCCUAAUACGGAGUCCUUUCCUAUAAAUUGAAGUUGCUGCCCCGAGGUAGGACAGUGUACAAAAAGUUGAAUGCUCAAACUAAAGUAUUUGCAUGAGUGCAUGCCAGGGUUACUUCAAUUUGUGUAAAAAUAUAUUUUGAAUAACCUAAAAUGUUUACUAAUGACAUACCUUUUAAAAUUCACAUUU
Messenger RNA from Syngnathoides biaculeatus (alligator pipefish), 3206 nucleotides. Its product is annotated as insulinoma-associated protein 2. The coding region runs from base 9 to 1529 and encodes 506 amino acids. NCBI's taxonomy places the organism in Eukaryota, Metazoa, Chordata, Actinopteri, Syngnathiformes, Syngnathidae. Gene Ontology annotation, molecular function: RNA polymerase II cis-regulatory region sequence-specific DNA binding; DNA-binding transcription repressor activity, RNA polymerase II-specific. Gene Ontology annotation, biological process: negative regulation of transcription by RNA polymerase II; regulation of cell cycle process; neuron differentiation. The transcript has a single exon. Gene Ontology annotation, cellular component: transcription repressor complex; nucleus. The record is from RefSeq and is a predicted model, not a curated record.